AUGGCUUCAGCGUUAAAGAAGCAACAAAAAAGUAUUGCCGAUUUAUCUGAAGUAGUAAUGCGGGAUCUGAAAAAACGUGUCGAAAAGCGGUCCAUGGCAAGGCUGUAUCCCAAGAGACUUAAAUUAUGGGUAGCAAAACAGAGGGGUGAAAUAGAUACAGAACCGGGGGAGGAAGAUGAAGAGGAGAAUAGUAAUAGUGCUGGGCCUA
Molecule: messenger RNA, 208 nt
Organism: Ambispora gerdemannii
Lineage: Eukaryota; Fungi; Glomeromycota; Glomeromycetes; Archaeosporales; Ambisporaceae
Source: the annotation of a GenBank genome assembly